CCGUAAUUCAAAUUCAAUUGCUGUCUGUAACCUCCUCCUCCUCUCCUGGCAACUGAGUAAAGGAUCGGCCACGUCUCCCUCAUCGGCGAUACUCCGGUCAACUCUCCGGCCGUCUCCAAUCGUCCGGCGCUUUUCUCAUCGUACUGUUCGCCGUCGCAAUCUCUCUCGCAGAGUCUCUCUGUGAUAAACCUCUUUUGCUAAGUAUAGCGUUCAGGAUCGUAUCGUAUCUUCGUAUGGCGUCAGCGAUAUUCACUGACUGUUCAUCAGCUACGAAGGCUGUGGCAAUGACGUCUGCUCGUCUUCCUCCGUUGAGCAAGCUCAAGGACCAACAAGGUGCUGUAAUUUCUCCCCGCUCGAUUUCCUUCCGGCCUAACUCAAGAAGUUACAGUCUACUCAAUACCGUCCUCUACACUACUCGCGCCAUGGCUUCCUCCGCCUCCCUAUCUCCUGUUGUGAUGGCUGAGGAUUCAUCUGCCAAAAUUAUUGACGGAAAAUUAACUGCAAAGCAGAUUAGAGAUGAGAUAGCGAUAGAAAUAUCAAGGAUGAAGGAAUCAAUUGGCGUUGUUCCAGGAUUAGCAGUUAUCUUAGUUGGUGAUCGUAAGGACUCUGCUACUUACGUACGCAACAAGAAGAAAGCUUGUGAAACUGUAGGGAUUAAAUCGUUUGAAGUAAGCUUACCAGAAGACUGUUCAGAACAGGAAGUACUUACUUAUAUCUCAAAAUUCAAUGAUGAUCCUUCAGUGAAUGGCAUCCUUGUGCAGUUGCCUCUUCCUUCUCAUAUGAAUGAACAAAACAUCCUGAAUGCUGUUUGCAUUGAGAAAGAUGUUGACGGUUUCCACCCUUUGAACAUAGGGCGGUUAGCUAUGCGUGGUAGAGACCCAUUGUUUGUUCCAUGUACGCCUAAGGGAUGCAUAGAACUGUUGCAUAGGUAUGGAGUGGAAAUCAGAGGGAAAAGAGCAGUUGUUAUUGGCAGGAGUAAUAUUGUCGGGAUGCCUGCUGCUAUGUUGCUGCAAAGGGAAGAUGCUACCGUCACUAUUAUUCACUCGAGAACAAAAAAUGCAGAGGAAAUCACUAGACAAGCCGAUAUAGUCAUUGCAGCUGUUGGGCAGGCGAAUAUGGUGAAAGGUAGCUGGUUAAAACCUGGUGCAGUCGUUAUUGAUGUCGGGAUCAAUCCAGUUGAGGAUUCAAGCAGUCCUCGAGGUUAUAGGUUGGUAGGAGAUGUUUGUUAUGAGGAGGCUUGUAGGGUUGCUUCAGCCAUUACUCCAGUUCCGGGUGGAGUGGGUCCCAUGACGAUCGCCAUGCUAUUGUCGAAUACUCUUGACUCGGCAAAAAGAGUUCAUAAUUUCAAAUAAGGUAUUUAAUAAUUUUGCUAUAUGAAUUAUUAUUAUUAUAAAUAAUCAAAACUAGAGAUUCUUUUCUCCUUUCUUUAGAGAUCUUGGAAAGGAUUUUUUUACCAGAUAUUUUAUUUAAGGGAGUGACAUGUUUGUGAGGUAAUAUUAUAAUAUAUUUUACUCAAUCUAUGAUAGAUUUGUAUUGAAAGAAGUUAUCAAGGUUAGUUAUAUUUAGAUGAU
Impatiens glandulifera is the source of this 1571-nucleotide messenger RNA. RefSeq names its product bifunctional protein FolD 4, chloroplastic. Lineage: Eukaryota; Viridiplantae; Streptophyta; Magnoliopsida; Ericales; Balsaminaceae. Gene Ontology annotation, biological process: tetrahydrofolate interconversion. The transcript is spliced from 5 exons. The record is from RefSeq and is a predicted model, not a curated record. Bases 234 to 1352 code for a protein of 372 amino acids. Gene Ontology annotation, cellular component: cytosol. Gene Ontology annotation, molecular function: methenyltetrahydrofolate cyclohydrolase activity; methylenetetrahydrofolate dehydrogenase (NADP+) activity.